Molecule: messenger RNA, 318 nt
Organism: Staurois parvus
Lineage: Eukaryota; Metazoa; Chordata; Amphibia; Anura; Ranidae
Source: the annotation of a GenBank genome assembly
UAUAUAGUGAAUGCGGGGUCCGGGGAGAGGGAGACCGGAUAUAGUGAAUGCAGGGUCCGGGGAGAGACCGGAUAUAGUGAAUGCAGGGUCCGAGGAGAACGGAUAUAGUGAAUGCAGGGUCCGGGCAGACCGGAUAUAGUGAAUGCAGGGUCCGGGCAGACCGGAUAUAGUGAAUGCAGGGUCCGGGGAGAGCGUAUAAGGUGAAUGCAGGGGUCCGGGGAGAACGGAUAUAGUGAAUGCAGGGUCCGGGGAGACCGGAUAUAGUGAAUGCGGGGUCCGGGGAGAGCGGAUAUAGUGAAUGCAGGGUCCGGGGAGACC